This is a messenger RNA of Tetrahymena thermophila SB210, 2313 nucleotides long. RefSeq lists its product as hypothetical. Lineage: Eukaryota; Ciliophora; Oligohymenophorea; Hymenostomatida; Tetrahymenidae. The transcript has a single exon. The record is from RefSeq and is a predicted model, not a curated record.
AUGGAAAAGAAUUAGUAAAAUCAAACUUCAAUUGACACAAGUGAAGGUUUUUAUUCUAAAACUCCUGCUUCUAGAUUAGCAAAUAAGGAAAUACUGAAGGGGAAGAAGUUAAAUGUGCUUACUAUUUCAAAAAAGCUGCAAAAAAAAGAUAUCGAGCCAAAUAAAGUGGUUGAAAUUAAUACUAUGAAAUCAGAGAGCAGUAAAGAAGAUUUAACAAAGGAGGAGCUACCUUCUAUAUAAAAUAGGCUUCAAUAGAAUGUGAGCUCUAAAAGUCCAUACAUAUAAAAUAAAGAUACGUGCUAAAGCGCACUACUUAAAAAAAGUAAGACUAAAAAAGAUGAUACUGAAAAUUAAAAAUAAGAUCAUUCUUAAUCUGACAGUAAAUCUAAAAUAGAAUAUAUUUUACCGACAAAAGAUUUGAAUUUGUUCAAGAGACUUGAGUAAAAGGCCUUUAAAGUGAUGAAUACAAUGGAUGAAAAGAUGAUUGAUGCUCUUUAAAGAAAGGAAUAUGAAAUUGUGAAGAGUUUUUAAACAAUUAUAAAGAGAUUAAUGGAUGAGUUGAGUUCUUUGAAUGAGAAAUUAAAAAAUGAAAAUCUUGCUAUGCUAAGAGAUAGCACUAUUAAUAAUUUAGAGAAAUAAGUAGCUUUUUUCAGAGACCAAUCCUAUCAAUUGAAUAAUUAGAUAAAAGAUUUGGAGUAUGAGUAUAAAUUAGUCAUGCAAAUUAAUAAUGAAAAGGAUGAAGAAAUAAAUAGUCUUUAAAAGGCGCUCAUAAAUGUAAAGGCUAAAUUAAUUAACAAUUCUGCAAUAUUAGAUCAAUAGCAACGCUCUUAGUCUCCAAUGAACUUAAAUAAAAACACAAAUUCUUCAUUGCUCAUAACAGAAUGUAAUUUUCAAAAUGAAAAAAUUUAAAAAGUUAAUGCUUAAGAAACAAGUAAGAAAUCUCAAUCACCUUUAAGAAAUAAUAGAAAUAAUGAUCAACUAAAUUACAUUCAAUCUGGAAUUAAAAACGAAGAAAAUGAUUUGUAUGGCUAAACCAACUCAGAGAUUUUAAGGAGAUAGCCUUAAAAGACACCAAAUAAAGCUAAUUCAAUUCAAUAAAUAAAAUCAUAAACAAAGAAGGGAUCUCCAACAAGUUGCUAGUCUGUAAUGGUAUCUGAAGAAAAUACAGAAAGUAACCAUAAAAUGUAAAAUUUUGAUUAGGGUACAAGCUAAAAUUUGAUAACUCCUAAUUUUUCUAUUGGAGGAGUUUUAGAUGCUUCAUUGUAUAUAGAUAUAGAAGCACUUGUGAGUGUAUACAUUUAAGAUAAGGAAAGCCAAUAAACAAUAAAACAUGCCUUAAUAAAUUUUAUAUCAAAUAAGCUUAGACCUAAAAAUUAAAUUAUUUAAAACUUAUAAAAGUAACUUAACGAAUCUAAAUAAAGUUUGGCAUAUUUUAAUUAAAUUUAAAAUGGAUAAAAUGAACUGGAAGCACUGUUUGUUGCUGCUGUGGAAGAUACAAAAGCUCAAGUUUUGAAAAGAAACAAUUAUCAAAGUGGUAAAUUCACCUCUUCAGAUAGAAUAGAUAUUAUAUAUAAAUUUAUGUCCUCAGAAAAAUUUUUGUAGAUUGUUCAAGCGAAAAUAUUUAACAAGAAAUGCUGUGAAAAUCAAAACUGUCUUUUCAACAUAAAUACAGUUUAGAAGAAAGCUAAUUCUCUACUAAAAGAAUAUGGCACAAAUGAAUAAAUAAAAAAUUUGUAUAAAGGUUUAAAAGAUUUGACAAUUGACGAAAAAAUAAAUAGCAUCUUUGAUGUUUCGAUGGAAAGAACAGGUUAAAAUUCUCCCAAAAGCAACUUUGAUUAAGAAACACAGAGUCUCUUAUAAAAAUGGAAGAUAAUGAAUAAUAUUAGUGGGAAAUAUAAGAAAGAAAACAGCAAGUCAGCUAUGAACAAUAGUACCUUUAAUGACUCUAAAGAGUAUUCUUCGUUGCUGUUUGAUCAAAACUAUUUAAAGGAGCUACAAAAAAAUCAACAAAAAAUAUAUAGAAUGAACAAUUAAUUCAGAAGAAUGUUUAAAGAAGAAAAAAUUUAAGAUAAAGAAAUAGAUGAGAGAUUAACUGGUUUCAUAAAUGAAACUAUGCAUAAAUUGGAUUUCGAUGAUCCAAAAAGAAAAACAUCAGAUUCCUAACCAAACAAUUAAUUUUUGAACUUAAAUAAUACUUUAACAUCUACAUUUUCUAGUAAAUAACAACAAAUACCUUAAAUUCUAAAUUCAACUGAAAAACCCCGUUCACACUCUAUAAGAGUGACUUACAGACAUGGAAAAAUUUACAAUUGA